AUGGUGUCAGCUCAGACUAACCCGGCCGCUGCCCCCUCUUCGCCUUCUUGGCCUCUCGAUGACUCCUCUGGGGCGUCGCCGCCUACCCUGUCGGCAGAAUCUCACCCUGACGGAGAACGGCCGCUUGAAGAGGCAACAUGGAGCGAGGAGGGGUGGCUCGAGACGGCUGCCAAGCAGCCUCUCUUUCUUUUGCUAAAGGACGGGGAAAGCAAGUCGCACCGACAAAUGGCUCUUAAGAUGACACUCCGCCACCUGGACAGUUUAAUCGAGACAACGGCGGGCUACGAGGGUGGCCGGUCGAGUCGGUUGCAAAGGGCCCACGGUCACAGAUCUUUCACGUCCCUUCUUUUGCGGAACUCGAGGCGAGAAAAAGAGAGCGACAGUGAAGACGACGCUCUUCGGCUACAAGGAGAGGGCGGCAGAGGAAGCGAGGGUACGGUUCCCGAGGCGUCUGCCAGCGAUGCUGACGAAGCAGAGUACGGACAGGCUUGCGGGAGCGCCGUGUCUGUACAGCAGGUUUGGGCACUCGUGGAUGCGGAAGGGAAACGCCUGCUGAGGAAAUUGAGGAGAAAAGUGAACGACUUGCACACGGCAGAAAUGACAAGCCGUCGGGGUUUGAAGAGAAGCAGGAAAGAGAGGAACAAGCAAGGCCGCGGCGAGACAGAGGCAACAGCUGAUGCACCGGGGUUUUUCCAAGAUGCCACAGAAGGCAGAGAGUGGAAGGAACGGUUCCUUUGGCUGCUACCAGAGUACGAAGAAAACUCAGAGCAAGAGACCGACUUCGUUUCACAAGAAGAGGACGACGGGGAAGAAGAGGACGACGGGGAAGAAGAGGACGACGAACUGGACGAGGAGGAAGGCGACUUGGGCGAGAGUGAGGGCAACCGGGUAAAACGGUCAAGGGUGGACCCUGAAAUUGGACAAGAUGCGUCCUCGGAUUCAGACUCAGAAGGCACCGCAGCAGGCGUCACUUCAGACGGGGAAGGGGAGAAGAAAGAGGACGAUGAUCCGUUCUUUUCCAUGGAAGAUAUGCAGCGGUUUGUUCUUCAAGAAGAAGAGAGGGAACUCAGAAGGCAGGAUGCGGAGAAGAAAAGGUUGCUUGAUCCGUCAGGAGAAACCGACGAGGAAGAAGACUCUGACGUUGAAGACCUUUAUCUGGAGGGAACGGGAGAAGAUGACGAGGAAGUACGAAAUUUGAAGUUUUCAGAUUUCUUUGAUGAUCCUGUGUCUGGUCACCACGAAGAGGUGGACAAUGUCUUGUCUGAAAAGAAAAAAGGAAAGAAGCGCCUGGACGAAGAGAACUCUCAAGAAUAUGACUCAGCCGACGAAGAGAAGGGCUUCACCUUUGAGGAGGGUGAAAUGGACGAAGAAGAAAGACACCUCCAGCGUGAACUAGAUCGCUUGGAGCGCCGUCUGCGGGAAGAUGCACAUGAGAAACAACGUCAACGGAAGGGACGGGCCACCCAAGACAGUAGUGAUAUUGAAAGGGAUGAUAGCGAUGAUGCGUCUAGCUCGUUAGCUGACAGCGAUGAGGAGGAAAGUAGCCAGCAAGAUGGUAAGAGUCUGCGUAACGCUUCACUUCGUGAAGUUAUGGCCCAGUCUGCAUCUCUGCAAAGUGAUAUUGACAAGUUAGAGCAGGAACUUGUUUCAAAGAAGGCGUGGAACCUCCAGGGAGAGGCGUGGGCGAAACAGCGCCCUCGAAACGCCCUUCUUGAUGUCGGUCCUCUUGAUCUGCCUCUCUUGGGUGCCGCCGUGAAAGACGAUAAAGCAUUGGAACAGGCUGAUGGCCUGGGAAAGCUCGGCGAAGACGAAGAUGAUGAACAGGGAGGAGCACAGAAGAUUAGCAAGCUCAGUGAGUAUAUUGAGAAAAUUGUAAGACAUCGCAUCGAAGAAAACAUGUUCGAUGAUGUCAUUCGACGCACAGUUGUGCCACCGAACAAAGCAACGAAUAACCAGAAAGACGAUCCGGCAGCGGAACUCGACAUGGAGCAAAGCAAAGUCGGGCUUGGGGAUCUGUAUGCUAUGGAAUACGAACAGCAAGUCCUUGGAGGAGCGGCAGGUGGAAGUGGAAAAAUGUCAGCUGAAGAGAAGCAAAAGGCUGAACUUCUGGAAAUGUUUGGAUCACUGAUGUAUAAACUAGAUUGUCUGAGCAAUAUGAGCUUCCGGCCAGCUCCACCUGCCGUAGCGGAGAAAGCCAAGCUGGGAGGUGGGGAUGGCAUUGCGGCUUUACAGGUGGAAGAGGCUGUGCCUGUCCUCCUUAGCGGCGCGAUGAGGAAGGCGCCGGAGGAACUCAGGAAGACGUCAAAGGAGAAGGAGAAGGACGAGAUGACGCAGGCGGAGCGCAAGGCCGAAAGACGGAAUAAGAAGGAGCGACGUCGAAAGCGUGUGCUAGGACAAGUCAGACGAGGAGAGUUGACAAAAGAAGGGCUCAAGGAGAGGGAAACCAAGUUGGCGGCGAAGAACAAAGAGCAGAAGGUGAAUAGACUGAACAAGAAACAAACUGGACUGACUCAGCAGGAAGCGCUCGCGGAAUUGAGAAAGAAUCAGAGACGAGUGAAGGUUCAAGAACUUCUGAGUGACGCCAUGAAAGCGGUGCGGAAGGAACGCCGCCAGAAGACAACUGCCUAG
Messenger RNA from Neospora caninum, 2628 nucleotides. RefSeq names its product putative U3 small nucleolar ribonucleoprotein protein MPP10. Gene Ontology annotation, cellular component: sno(s)RNA-containing ribonucleoprotein complex; small-subunit processome; Mpp10 complex. NCBI's taxonomy places the organism in Eukaryota, Apicomplexa, Conoidasida, Eucoccidiorida, Sarcocystidae. The coding region runs from base 1 to 2628 and encodes 875 amino acids. Gene Ontology annotation, biological process: rRNA processing. The transcript has a single exon. The record is from RefSeq and is a predicted model, not a curated record.